This is a messenger RNA of Colletotrichum graminicola M1.001, 2196 nucleotides long. RefSeq names its product transcription-silencing protein Clr2. The record is from RefSeq and is a predicted model, not a curated record. The coding region runs from base 1 to 2196 and encodes 731 amino acids. Gene Ontology annotation, biological process: silent mating-type cassette heterochromatin formation. The transcript is spliced from 2 exons. Gene Ontology annotation, cellular component: SHREC complex; rDNA heterochromatin. NCBI's taxonomy places the organism in Eukaryota, Fungi, Ascomycota, Sordariomycetes, Glomerellales, Glomerellaceae.
AUGUCGGACCUUACAGAGUACAAUGUAGUGGGCUUCGCCAGGAGCGACGGUCAGGAUUAUGGACCGGGGUAUUGGCCAACCCCCGUAGAUGCGACAACUAAGAAUGCGAAGAAGACGACGCAAGAAAAGACACCAAGAGCGAAGCCUCAGAUGGUCCGGCUAGCCGAAGAUGACCCAAGGUUUCAGGAAUGGCGAGUGAAGCUUGGGAUCUUGCUGAAGCAGGAACUUGCACCUACAGAGGGCCUCCCGUGGCUCGUCAACUUCCCGCGCGGGUACUGGCUGUAUGAGAAAUCCAAGCAUCUUUGGGUCUCGGGCCACCCGGAAAAGGCGAGGCCUCUCUACAAGAGCCCGCAGGAGUUUGGUCUUCAUCUGCUGUGGCUCCUCUCAAACUCGAGGGACCGUAAUGACUGUCGCUGCAUCCAUUGCAACACUCGAGAGAUGCCCAACAUUGACGGACUGAGCGUCAUCGAUGGCCCGCGAGCUCUGCCCACAGCGGCGAGCACGCAUCCCCCUUUUAAGGUCCGCAAGAUCACGCCACAGACGCCGCUGGGAACAAUAGCAUCCCCGGUUCCCGCAGCAGCGGCCACGCCCCCGAUUGUGAAAAAGGAAACGCCCGUGCCAGUACCUACGGUUGUACCCGCGGUUGCGGUGAAGAAGGAGACCCCAGUGCCGAUUCCGACGAUACCCUCACGCGCGGCCCCAGCCUCUGCCGCGGCGCAGGCUCCAGUUCAGGCACAAUCUCCUGUGCAACAGCAUCAACAGCUACAACAGCAGCAACAACAACAACAGAUGCUGCAACAACAGCAACAACAGCAACAACAGAUGCUGCAACGACAGCAGCAGCAGCAGCAGCAGCAGUAUCAACAACCGCCGCCGCAGCAACCGCAACAACAACCGCAACAGCAACCGCAACAGCAACCGCAACAGCAACCGCAACAGCAACCGCAACAGCAACCGCAACAGCAACCGCAACAGCAACCGCAACAGCAACUGCAACAGCGACAACCGCAGCCAAGCCAAACGCCUCCUGUUCAAGCGCAAGUACAGGCUCCACCCCAAGCUUUCGUUCAAGCGCAGGCCCAGGCACAAGUGCAGCAUCCCAGCCAGGCUUCCCCCCCGGCUCAAAACAUGUACCAGCAGCCACAAUUCUUGCCAUAUCCUCCACCCUAUCUAGGAAUACAAGCCCCAUCUCUGUUCCGUGUGGGAGAGCUAAUCUGGUUCCAAAUGGCGUCUGGAUGGCGCCUGGGCAUCGUAUCCAUCACCGCUCCCGCCAACCAGAAGGCUGGCGUCAAGCCUGAGAUACAGAUCCUCCCGAUAUCCCACCAUCUCUUUAACCAGUCGCCGAUCCAGACGCUGGAGGCAACGGCGCGCCCAUUCCUCGCUUUCUCCGUGCCCAACGUCAGCAUCCCGGACCUGCAGAAUAAGGCCUAUGACGAGGUCAACUGGGAAGCCUUCCUUCGCAGCCUCAGCCCUGAGGACAACCAUCGUCGUGAGGUUGCGCUUCUCGACUCCUCCAAGAUGGCCGCCCAAAAGGUGGGCGUGUCGUUCUCCGUCUUUAGUCGCAUAGCCGAGAACGAGGGCGGUAAGAAGAUCGACUAUCACGGCAUCUUCCUUGGCGCCGAGCGUAUCGAGCUCGGCGACGUCCUCCGAGUCCGCAUCUCCCCCGAACAGAAUCUCCCUGCCGACGCCAACAACCUCCCCGACGUGCUGCUGGCACUCCGCGAGAUCUGCACCGCGCCCAUCGACGUCCCCGGCAUGGCCUUCUUCAAGGGGGACAUCUACCAACCACUUACCGGCGAUAACGCGCCCGUUACUGAGGCCGCCAUCACCGUUCCCGAGGAUAAGCUCCCACGCCCGCUCCGGGAGGAGAUGGUGUUCCGCAAGAAAUUCGCCCCUGCAGACCGCUGGCGCUGCGUCCUGCUUAAGCAGAACGCCGUCCUUCGCGAGCCAGACCUCAAGGGCCGCUUCUACCCCACCCACAGGCUGCUGCCACUGCUCGACGGCCAGGCCAAGGCCGCGGCCGAGGCACAACAGGGAAUCGUGCGGGACGUACAGCAGCGGCUUAACCAGCGCAUCGACACUUUCAAGAUGGCCUAUAUUGGCCAGAAGCGCUCCCGUGCCGACACCAUCGGCCCCGCGCUACCUCCGGGCAGUGUCCUUCAGUUUGAGCCAUCCGUGCGCGAGGAGGGCGCUUAA